This is a messenger RNA of Morone saxatilis (striped sea-bass), 2944 nucleotides long. It is a transcript of the gene adisspb, whose product is annotated as chromosome unknown C20orf27 homolog. The record is from RefSeq and is a predicted model, not a curated record. Lineage: Eukaryota; Metazoa; Chordata; Actinopteri; Moronidae.
GAAGGUGUCUGUCUGUCUCUCUCUCUGUCUGUCUCUCUCUCUCUCUGUCUGUCUCUCUCUCUGUCUGUCUGUCUGUCUGUCUGGUGGUGGUGGUGUUACUAACAGGACGACGACGGUUAUCGGUUAAAGGUGUCCGAGUUUCAUCCGUCCAGGACAAAGUAAGUGACACCCUUCCCUGCUGUCUCGCUGCAAGCAAAGCAGAGACUCUGGCACUGAUCCUCACUCGCUGCAUCUUCGUUCCCAGCCUUGAAAGAAGGAAGUGCAAACCACACAAGUGAUUCUUGGGGUCACUGGUAUCCCAGAUGGUUGAGCUGAGGUCACACUGCUGAGAUGACUAGGCUGUGACAGUGUUUGUCGAAGUGUGUCUGUACCGGACCAAUUGACAUGGCUGCUGCUAAGAAGAGUUGUGCGAAGGCAGGAGGCGUGCGCUUCUCAGAGGAACCCCCCACUGCCGGAGCCCCAUCACAUGUUCACUUCGACGAAAAGCUGCAUGACUCAGUCGUCAUGGUGACUCCGGAGGAUGACGGCAACUUCAUGGUCAAGGUUGGCUUCCUAAAGACGCAGCACCGGUAUGAAAUAGUGUUCACCUUGCCUGAGGUCCCAGCUCUGGGGAAGGAUGUGUGUCCAGCACCAGUACCCAGUCCACACCUCCGGAUCACUGAUAUCACACCGGCACCAGAGGAUCGUCACCACGGCACACCCAUGCUGCUGGAGGGAGUCCGCUGCAUCGGGGUGGAGUUGGAAUAUGACUCCGAACAGAGCGACUGGCAAGGAUUUGAUUAAAGAUUAAGCUCCUGCUCCAGUACACACACUCAUAUAUACACACUCAUAUAUACACACAAACACACACACAUAGCGGCCAUCAUAGAACCGUACACCUACUAAAUUAAACACAACACACGUCCUGUCAAUUUCCCAAAUAGUAACAGCGUACACACACAGAUGAUUUUUAGUGCCACGUUAUGUUUCAAGCGCCGGGUUGUGAUUCAGUGUUCAGUUUUGGAUUCAGAGGAAGUUAAAUUGUUUUGCCUGCUGAAAAUAAUUUACAUACAAAAAAUACAAACAUUCCUCUGCUGUGACCUUCACACCAUCGACAGCAUCUGAACGGACGGUUUGUCUAUUUGCCACGUCUUUUCUUUCCUCUCUCUCUCACCGUGAUGUUGUUAAUCUGUACUCUCCUGACUGAACCUCUAGAGGGCGGCAGCGCUCUUUGAAUAUCAGUGCAGCUCCUUUUCACUGCCUCUUGUGCUCCAUUCACUCUUUUCCAAACUGUAUCCCAACGUGGAUUUAACAGGUGAGGGAGUAAACAAGGGCUUUUUUUUAAAAUUAAUUAAGUAGCUUGGAAUUGAACUUUAGGUAAGCAAAAAUAAAAAAAUAAAUCUGCAUAAUUCAGGGAGGAAGAGAGGAACUGAUUAACAGCAUGUAAUGUCUCUGUUUAACCUAAAGGGGGGGACUGCAGACCACUGUGUGUAACGCUCCUCCUAUCUGAAGGCUGUUUCAUGGAGUGUGGUCUACGUUUCUCCAUUUAAAGGAAAAAUCCAACAAUUUCAUGAAUUGUGUCGCCCCUAGUUACCCCUCAACCUGCCCUGACUACUACUGAAUUUGCUCUAUUCUGCAUUUCCCAGGAAAUCCCAAAGAACAUGUGUGAACUUAUUUCAAUAGGAGUAUGUGUGGGGGGAAAAAACUGAGAAUAAUGCCUCUAAACAUGUGCUUUUUUUCUGUGGUAGAUUCCUCCGGUAUGAUUAUUAAACAUUUUUGUUAAAUUUUGCAUUCAGAAAGAAGCGCUUUGUCUUUUAUUAUCAGGAACUGAUACCAAAAUCUGAGGUUUAGGUCCAUGUUUUAGGUCUAGCAAACAUUUUUCUGCACCGUCCAGCUGCAAAUGUUUCAUUCAUGUUGUUUUGUUUCGCCACUUUUCAGUAAAAGAAGUAAAAAAAGAAGAUUUAAACACAGAUACAACGCACUGUGCAUAGCCGAAAGCUGUUUUAAAGGUGAAAAAUCUAACUGAAACAAGUAGUCGAUUAGUUGGUUAGUCAGUCAACAAAAAAUAAUCGAUUAAUGAUGCAUUUCUCUGUUUAAUUUUUUUGGCUUUUGGACUGACUUUUUUCACUAUAGAUCCACUAGUCAAGUAUCAUUAGAUUAAUCAACAAUGAGAAUGUUCUUGCAUUAGCGCAUAAGUGUUUUGAGUGGAUUUUUCCUUUAAGAAAACCAGUCCUGCAGAGUUCGGGAAGGAUUUUGUUUCUCUUUGUUGGGAUUUCAUGAAGCCUUCAGAACACACACAUUCGACACAAGUGCCUUUCGUUGUACCGUCCUGGUUCUUAUUUAGCCUGAUGUUGUUUCACCAUCCCGUCACAUACUGUACCCCCCAGACAAAACACACGGACCAGUGUGGAGCGUCCAUAAACAUCCAGUGUAACGGCUGCCUCCUCAGUGUUGUUGUUGUUUCCAGUGUUAAAUCCCACUUCUUCCAUGGCUUGCUUCAAACAGGUGUUCUCACAGUACGAUUGCAGAUCAGAGAGAGUUGACAGACGCUCUUCUUCAUUUACAUUUGUACCUAAAGAGAAAGUGCCAUGAUCUGGUUGCACUGUCGUCUCCCUCUUUCUUUUUUUUUUUUUUUACAAAAUCAUGACAUCUCCUCUGUGUGAAUCAACAUUUUUUUGUUUUUGUUACACCCGAUUGAAUACAUCAGCCUUAAAGGAAACGAUUCUGUGUGUAAUUUCUCUACUACGAGCUGUUGGUGUAGUGCAGAUUAAAUAGAUUUAUUUGAUGUUUGCUUGCGUGUAAUACAGGUCAAAGUCCGGUUUGUUUCUUCUUAGUGUAAAAGAUGAAGUGCUCAAUAGGUUACUGUUUCAAGAAUGUAGCAGUUUAUUUGUUGAUAUCUGCUCCCUGUGUGUGUGAUUUAUAUUUUUAAUGUCAAAAACUGAAUAAAAAAUGUGUGUAUGUUUGA